Messenger RNA from Setaria italica (foxtail millet), 1323 nucleotides. Its product is annotated as zerumbone synthase. Gene Ontology annotation, molecular function: xanthoxin dehydrogenase (NAD+) activity. The record is from RefSeq and is a predicted model, not a curated record. Lineage: Eukaryota; Viridiplantae; Streptophyta; Magnoliopsida; Poales; Poaceae. Gene Ontology annotation, cellular component: cytosol. The transcript has 2 exons. Gene Ontology annotation, biological process: abscisic acid biosynthetic process. Bases 120 to 1109 code for a protein of 329 amino acids.
AGGUCGGGGUGCAUGUAAUUCCUUCGAUCCAACGGGCCCAUCGGCGCUACGCGAGUGGCGCUGGUAACAUAGACGGCGAAUGGGCCUACUUCACUGGCGGCCCAUGUGCCACAUCCCACAUGUGCGAGUGCGACACUACUGCGACCUCCACUGAGCGACCACAGCAGGCUCUCGCCUCGCCUACCCACCCAUCUUCCCCGCUAUCGCCACGACGACGCGCACCGGAUUCGGCGACGCCGGAGGCAGGCUCCGAUCUCGAGACGAUGUCCGCCGCGAGCUCCUCGCCGUCCUCCUCAUCCUCCGCGAAGCGGCUGGAAGGGAAGGUCGCCCUCGUCACCGGUGGUGCCACCGGCAUCGGUGAAGCCAUCGUUCGCCUCUUCAGAGAGCAUGGCGCGAAGAUCUGCAUCGCGGACAUCCAGGACGAAGCCGGCCAGCAGCUGCGCGACGCCCUCGGAGACCAGGACGUCAUGUUCGUCCACUGCGACGUCACGGUCGAGGACGAAGUCAGCGCCGCCGUCGACGCGGUGGCCCAGCGGUUCGGCUCGCUGGACGUCAUGGUGAACAACGCCGGGAUCACGGGAAGCAAGGUCACUGACAUCCGCAACGUGGACUUCGCCGAGGUGCGGAAGGUGUUCGACAUCAACGUGCACGGCGUGUUCCUCGGGAUGAAGCACGCGGCGCGCGUCAUGAUCCCCCAGAAGCGGGGCUCCAUCGUGUCGCUGGCGAGCGUGGCCAGCGUCAUCGGCGGGAUGGGCCCGCACGCGUACACGGCGUCCAAGCACGCCGUCGCCGGCCUCACCAAGAGCGUCGCCGGCGAGCUCGGGCGCCACGGGGUGCGCGUGAACUGCGUCUCGCCGUACGCCGUGCCCACGGCGCUGUCCAUGCCGCACCUGCCGCAGGGCGCGCGCGCCGACGACGCGUUGAAGGACUUCCUGGCCUUCGUCGGCGGCGAGGCCAACCUCAAGGGCGUCGACCUGAUGCCCAGGGACGUCGCCGAGGCGGUGCUCUACCUGGCAAGCGACGAGGCGAGGUACGUCAGCGCGCUCAACCUCACGGUGGACGGUGGCUUCACAGCCGUGAACCAUAACCUGAAACCGUUCGAGGAUUAGUUCAAAGCUGUUCGCAGCAUUAUGCCAGCUCUGCUCUGCGAGUAUUGGCACUGCUGUUCCGAGAUGUGGCAUGUGCUAUAUUUGUAGCAAGAUUAAGCGUCCGCAAGACUAAUGAGCCCGGUACAUGAAUGUAGGGCAACUGAUUGGACCUUCGAAAUAAACAGUGCCGAAUUCGUGUGUAUGAUCAAUGAGAAUGUGCAAGAAUUAAUUUCCA